Grammomys surdaster is the source of this 3594-nucleotide messenger RNA. RefSeq names its product Sp6 transcription factor (gene Sp6). Gene Ontology annotation, molecular function: RNA polymerase II cis-regulatory region sequence-specific DNA binding; DNA-binding transcription factor activity, RNA polymerase II-specific. Bases 331 to 1464 code for a protein of 377 amino acids. The transcript has 2 exons. Gene Ontology annotation, biological process: regulation of transcription by RNA polymerase II. Lineage: Eukaryota; Metazoa; Chordata; Mammalia; Rodentia; Muridae. The record is from RefSeq and is a predicted model, not a curated record.
GCAGGGGAGAGGAUGAAGGCAGAGAGCGCGGUGAGUCACGGGCGGAGCUGGCCUCGCUCGCUCGCUCACUCGCUCACCGGCGCCCGCCCGCCCUCCGCCCUCCCGCCGGCUCUCACUGCCUCCACCGUCGCGGAUCGCCCAGUCCGGUCGCAGCCCCGGCUUGCCCUCGGCUCCUGUCCCACGCCGCUGAGAGCCGGCCAGCGCGCAGGGCCCAUGAGCGCCCGUCUAUAGCGCGCCAGCCUGCGGUGCCCCAAGCCCUAGCGCAGCCUCCAGGUCCCACCUGAGUUACCCUUGACCGUCCCUGCCCUCAUUCCACCCCGGAUCCCGGCAAUGCUAACCGCUGUCUGUGGCUCUCUGGGCAGCCAGCACACCGACGCGCCUCACGCAUCACCACCGCGCCUCGACCUGCAGCCUCUCCAGACAUACCAGGGUCACACGAGCCCGGAGGCCGGGGACUACCCCUCCCCGCUGCAGCCUGGGGAGCUGCAGAGCCUCCCGCUGGGCCCGGAGGUAGACUUCUCACAGGGCUAUGAGUUACCAGGGGCCUCCUCGCGGGUAACCUGCGAGGACCUGGAAAGUGACAGUCCCUUGGCACCGGGACCCUUUUCCAAGCUCCUGCAGCCGGACAUGUCACAUCACUAUGAAUCGUGGUUCCGGCCGACUCACCCAGGCACGGAGGAUGGUUCGUGGUGGGACCUUCAUCCCGGCACCAGCUGGAUGGACCUCCCGCAUACUCAGGGAGCGCUGACCUCACCUGGCCACCCGGGGGCGCUUCAGCCGGCUUUGGGAGGAUACGUCGGAGACCACCAGCUCUGUGCUCCGCCGCCCCACCCGCACCCGCAUCACCUCCUCCCAGCCGCUGGUGGGCAGCACCUCCUGGGGCCACCCGACGGGGCUAAAGCCUUGGAAGCGGCGGCACCAGAGUCCCAAGGGCUGGAUUCCAGUCUGGAUGCAGCGGCCCGACCCAAAGGCUCCCGGCGAUCUGUGCCCCGCAGCUCAGGGCAGACCGUGUGUCGCUGCCCCAACUGCCUGGAGGCGGAGCGACUCGGGGCUCCGUGCGGGCCCGAUGGGGGCAAGAAGAAGCAUUUGCACAAUUGCCACAUCCCAGGUUGCGGCAAGGCGUACGCUAAGACGUCGCAUCUGAAGGCGCACCUGCGGUGGCACAGCGGCGACCGACCCUUCGUGUGCAACUGGCUUUUCUGCGGCAAGCGCUUCACGCGCUCCGACGAGCUGCAGCGCCACCUUCAGACCCACACGGGGACCAAGAAGUUCCCCUGUGCGGUCUGCAGCCGAGUCUUCAUGCGCAGCGACCACCUGGCCAAGCACAUGAAAACCCACGAAGGAGCCAAAGAGGAGGCGGCGGCUGCCGCGGCCCAGGGCGAGGGCAAGGCCGGUGGCGUGGUGGAGUCGCCCGGGGGCAAAGGCAAACGUGAGGCCGAAGGCAGCUCGGCGUCCUCCAACUGAGCCCCAUGGAUGUCGCAUCCCUGCCAUUCUUUAUAGGGGGGCGGCCUGAGUAAGAGGGAAGAUGGUUAUUUAUUGGUGGUGAGGGGACAGGGAAAGGGGCGCUAGGGGUUUUUAGUCUCGGGGUCUGCAUGGGAGGCUGCUUGAAUAUUUAGGCUGCCAGGAGCUGAACACGCCCCUCGCUUCUUCUCUUUCUCACUAUUUCACCCUCCCCUGAGUUGCUGAAGAGUUGGGAUGGAGCGCCCCUACCAUGUGGAAGGGUUCGGACCGUAGAGAUGGCAUGUCCCAGGAGCUGAGGGAAAUCCAGAUUGGGUCGGGGCGUUGGGAUAACUGUCUAGACACGUCGUUAGCUCCUGGGAACCCGGACAUAAAAGCACCUCGGAGCCGCCCUUCAGCCUAGGUCUCUUUUAUCCCCCCCUCCCUUCAAGUGCUGCUUCCUCUAAACUUUCCGGAGAGAAAGCGGAGAUGAGGUGGCGCAGGGAGCCUGAGGUGGUUCCCCUUAAGGGGCUGUCUACCUAGCUUGGAAGGUUAUUACUGUAGGAAGAACUCCUUUCAGUGAACUUCUAAACUCUUCCAGAUUCGGUUUGGUAGAGCCGGGAAGGACAACAACUCAGCUCUGCAGCCCGAGCUGUGAGCUGAAGAUCAGAGCUGGAUGACAUAGAGGGAUCCAGCAGGGGAAUCCUCCUACAAAGUGGAAGAACUAACCCCUUCUUUCAACUCCGAUUCCAUCCUUAACUCUUACCUUUUAAAAGAUCAAACUCAGCAGUUCACAUUCCCCCUCCUGUUACCCUAGGUAGUUUUCUGAAGUCAGCCACCAGCAUCAGCUCUAGAGUUGACAUAAACACCCCCACCCCACUCCCAGGUCCCCAUUCCUUGCUUUCCCUUUGGGGAUGGAAGGGAGAGGGGUUGUCUUAGCAGAGGGGAAGCAUGGAAGACCCUGCUCGGACUCCCCCCCCCUUCUUAGCUUGACCCUUCCUGUGCUCCCUCCAUUACUAUAGAGUCCUCCCCAGCAGAAAAUCUCCUUCCAUGUGAAGAAGGGUUGUCCCCACUGGAAGGGAUUCUGGGGAGCUGUCUCUCUGUCCCCUUCUUUAGAUUCUAGAGAUACAUUUGGGUUUUGAUCAUAGGGUGAGAGAGAGUAGACUUCUGCCUGGCAGAUGGCAGGACCCUGGGGCUGGGGGCACUCUCAGGUUUGAGGUAGAGGCCUUGAGUCCCUCCGACCUCUCUCUCUUGCUCUCUUCUCUCUACCCAGAACCCUCUGCAGGGAAUAGCUGUGUGUUGAUUUUUUUAAGUUAUAAGCAAAGGGUAUUUUAUUUAAUAAUUAGGGUGUGAGUGUGUGUAUGCCUGUGUUGUCUGUACCUGUAUGUGUGCAUGUAUGUGUUUCUCUACUGAGCCUGGGGUCUCCUGAGACCCCAUCUUGUUCACCCUGUCCAAGGCCUGGGGCCUAGACCCAUGGCAUUUCUCCCUCCAUGGGGGAUGCUGGAGCCCAGUCCAAGGACUGGGAACUGUAUGGGAGGUAGGGGCUGGGAUCUGGGUAGGAAUAUGUGUUUGUGUAGAAAGGCCUCCUCCUUAAAAGGGACAGGGUGUCUCCCUGUGGGACUUAGGGGCCUGAGGUAGUUUAAGAAUAAGGUUCUUUCUGUAUUCUCCCUCUUUCCCCACCUCCUGUUAACCUAGCCAGAGGUUCCCUUUCUUACAAAGAGGGCUGAAGGCAAGAGCAAAGUUGGCCAUGCCUACAGGUUGCCUGGCUAGGUGUAGAGGGGGAGAAAGAAGGGCACCGUGGGUGUGGGGUGUUUUCUCCUCCACCCAUCGAAACCAGCCACCCUCUCCCUGUGCUACCAAGAUAGCCUUUUCCAAUGACCAUGCUUAGGGGAAGUCCUACAUGGGGUACUGGGGGGUACGUAGGUCCUCCCUCUUAUAGAGGCCUUGAACCCUGAGGUGGGGCUCGGAUAGGUUUUUGUCUGGCCUGCUCUUUAUCAAUCUAGGUUUUUCAGCAGCCUGUCCUUCCAGGCAGCCCAUCUAGAGGAAAAUGUAGGAUUUUUUUUUCUUUAACUGCUGUGAACCCACUUGGGGGUGAGGAGGAGGAGGCAGAAACAGCCUGUGUUUUUUAUGCAACAAUAAAGUCAUCAACCAACCAUA